AUGCAUCAGCAGAACACUCCUUCUGACGCCGGCGAUCAGCAGGGUGAGUCUGGGGGGUUCAGUGAGCAGCAAGAGACAUCUGGUGGCUUUUCCGAUUCGCAGGAAACCGAGGGAGGAUUCAACAACAACGGGGAUGACACGGGCGGUCCAGGCUCUAGUUCGCAACCAGCAGCCCCCAACCCGGACGCUCAACCAGCAAACCCUAAUCCAGCCCCGAACGCACCUGCGGCUAACAACCCUGGACAGCCAAACGCUGUCCAGUACCCACCAUCAGCAAGGAACAAUCGUAACCAGCCAGCAGCAUCAGCGAACGACCCUUUCAAUCCCGAGGAUGCAUCUGUUCCAGUCAUCAAUGUUGCAACCCGUGCUAACCAAUUUCGACAAACUAUCACUCAGGACGGACUCACCGGUCAACCAUGGUUCUUCUACUCUGGACUCGAUCGAAAAAAGAAAGACAGCAUCUAUAAGCGAAAUCUUGAGGACAGACUCCAACUCGGACAUGGUACGAUGCCUUCUAUGAAUAAUGUACUACCGAACGCCGGGGGUGGGGAGUACGCGAUCGAGUACAAUGCGUUCCAAACUCUCUCCAGUCUUGACUACUACUGGGCUGCGAAUUCCAAAGCUUAUGCUCAAGCAGUAGAAGGAAGGGUCUACGUUGUACUUCCCAGUGGCCACGGUGUGAAUCAACCGUAUCCCGACAAGGGCUCGAAUUGGUGGACGUUCGAGGUUCCGGAUCUUACCCGUAACGCCCGUGUGGAUAGUAUCACAGUCGUGCCUGUGAAGGAAGACACUUCGAACGUCUACAUGGAGCCGGCCGAAGCUUUCCACCUUGGCGAGGAAAAUGUAAUCUGGAGGAGGGGUGACGAGCCCAUUGGCUUCCCAGCAAGUGAGCUGCAUCAUCUACAGAGGCCUGACGAGCUAUGGGAGACUGUUCAGGAUGUAUACAUUCCAAGUUCUCCAUAG
Messenger RNA from Alternaria ethzedia, 963 nucleotides. RefSeq lists its product as uncharacterized. NCBI's taxonomy places the organism in Eukaryota, Fungi, Ascomycota, Dothideomycetes, Pleosporales, Pleosporaceae. The transcript has 2 exons. The coding region runs from base 1 to 963 and encodes 320 amino acids. The record is from RefSeq and is a predicted model, not a curated record.